AUGACGUCGGACACAUUCAAGAUCCUUCCAAUGAAUUUGUUUCUAAUUUCUAUUCAGAGGAAACAAUUCCAUUUCUAUAGCAAAGCCUUGCUGAAAACACUCUUCGUCAAGUUGGAUUCUCCAGAUAGAUUUAUUAGUUUUAUUGAAACUGCCGAUGAAAUAUCCAUCAUUUUGGAUGAAAGUAGUCUCGAAGAGGUCAAACGGUAUAAGGAAAUAAUUCAAUCGUAUCAAUUGAAUAUGGAUGCCAUCAUGCUUGAACAAGGCUCAACAUGGAGAGGAAUAUUGAUAAAAUCAGUUAAUGAUGAAGAAACAUCGGAUUCAAAUGAUCCAAAUAACGGCUCAAAAAUACUAUUGAAGAAAUCAACAGCAAGGUCCAUCUAUCGUUAUGCAAGCAUUCUGUCAAGCAACAAUAUUUCCAUUUUCUACCAUAGUUUGUGGAGUUUUGACUUGCUCCUGGUGGAAGAAGAGAAUUUUGAAAAAGCUGUGGAAUUAAUUCAGAACAAAGUUGAAAAUACUGACAAAUCCAUGAAGGAAGAGGAACUUGUGCCACCUUCAAUGUUUUUAAGAAAGAAACCAUCUGAAAGUGAAAGUUAUGAUAUGGAGGCAGAUGAGUUGACCACACUAGAUACCAAAUUGUACAUGUGUAGACUUUCAAGCAAGCAAUAUCAAUUUCACAUCAAGGAUUUACUAAACGCUCUGUGGUUUGAAUACAAAAACAUUGGAGAUUUCUUUGCUUUGGCUUCAUUUGAGGAUGAAAAUAUUAUUGUUGGAAAUGAACAAGUAUUUGAAAUGUUGUCACUUGGAGAGGAUGAAAUUGAAAGUACUGCUAUUACGGAGAGCGAAGAAAAACUUCAAUUUGUACCAGUAAUGAUUCAUACGAGUGAAGGAUUAGGUUUUGAUGAGGCGCAAAUUGGUGUAGUGUCCAAACUCACUGGAAGUUUACUGAGUCAUUCGGACAAAUUGACCGUGAUUUACUUUUCCACGUUUGUCACAGAUUACAUUCUCAUUCAACAUGACCAUUUAGAAAGCGCUCUGAAUCACAUUAAGGAAAAAUUAGAACAAGUCAAAGAGUAG
Messenger RNA from Naegleria fowleri, 1074 nucleotides. RefSeq lists its product as uncharacterized. Bases 1 to 1074 code for a protein of 357 amino acids. The record is from RefSeq and is a predicted model, not a curated record. The transcript has 2 exons. Gene Ontology annotation, biological process: regulation of intracellular signal transduction; cellular response to L-arginine. NCBI's taxonomy places the organism in Eukaryota, Heterolobosea, Eutetramitea, Acrasida, Naegleriidae. Gene Ontology annotation, cellular component: cytosol.